AUGCAAACUGUUUACCUGAAAGGACAUGAAGGACUUGUUCACAAUUCUGUUGGCCAGUUGUCAUCUGUAACUUCAGCUCCAUGGUGGAGUGGCUUAGGAUCUCAACCAGUUUAUGGAGAUUGUUGUGGCCAAAUCAAGCCCUUUUCGUUGGAAUAUUCGAACUACGUCGACCAAUUUGAUGCUAGUAAACAAAUGGUAAGAGGAGUUGAGCAAUUUAUGGAUAAAGGACAUGGAAACCAGUUUUCCAUCUUUCCAGAUGAAUGUAGAAUGUUGGGUAAUGCACAACAUCCUCAGGCAAACUUAUCACUGCAGCCAUCACUUGCUGAGCUCCCCAACCAUUUCGAUAUCGGGUUUAAUCAGCCAAUGAUCUGUGCACAAUAUCCUUGUAUGGAUCAGUUUUAUGGGCUCAUCUCCGCUUAUGGACCUCAAAUUUCGGGACGUGUAAUGCUUCCGAUCAACAUGGCAUCUGAUGAUGGACCAACAUACGUGAAUGCUAAGCAGUACCAUGGAAUCAUCAGACGCAGGCAGUCACGUGCUAAAGCUGUACUUGAAAAUAAAUUGAUCAAACGUCGCAAGCCUUAUAUGCAUGAAUCGCGCCAUCUACAUGCAAUGCGGCGACCAAGAGGAUGUGGUGGUCGCUUCCUGACAAAAGGGUCUAGUAAUGGAAAUGGUGGAAAUGUAAGCGAAGUGAAUAAAACCGGUAGCCUGCAAUUUCUGUCUAGUGCCUCUCAGUGUUCUGAAAAGGUGAAAUCUAAGGUUGGAACUUUGAAUUCACCAAAGGAGACAAAUCAAUGCAAUCGAAACAUCUCUUGUCCAGAAGUGAGAAGCAUGUAUAAUCGGGGAGUUUUUGAUGGCUUUUCUGUCAAUCCUCUUGGAUCUUCUGUCCAUUCUAUGGCAGACAUGAUAGGUAGUGAGCAUGGUAUCACCAUGCCCACUAAAUGGGUUGCAGCAGUGCCAAACAACUGA
This is a messenger RNA of Sphenostylis stenocarpa, 966 nucleotides long. NCBI's taxonomy places the organism in Eukaryota, Viridiplantae, Streptophyta, Magnoliopsida, Fabales, Fabaceae. The record is from the annotation of a GenBank genome assembly.